AUGGAGGAAGAAACCGACAACAUCCCUGAGAUCGUGCAACACGAUUUCCCUAAAACCAACAAGAGAAAGCUUCAAAAACCCAGUGAUCGGUACGAGAUCUGGGGUUGGCUUAACUCGGAUGAUCAGGACCAGAAAGACGACCAAAUCUGUCGUAAAUCUGGUACUGAUCAUGCAGAGAUCGAGGCGAUGUUCGAUAAGGUCAAGAGAAGGAAGAAGAUGGAGGAAACAAGUUCUCCGGAAAUUGGAUUACUCGUUGAGAAAGCAAUGGCUCAAAUGGAGAUUGCUGCCACAGAAGACAUUGAGCUUAACAUCCAAAACAAACCUGCUAUUAGAAAGAUCCAAAUGCUGCCUCUUCUUACUGACUUUCUCUCCAAGAAAAAGCUGCAACAAGAGUUUUUGGGUCAUGGGCUUAGAAGAUGGAAGGAAGCAGUUGAAGAAGAGUGGGCGCUUGGUAAAGUCAUUAUGUUUUUUUCAAAAUCAGACGAGGAAACCACUGCCAAUCGAAAACUUGCCAAGCAUUUGGUCCAAAACUGGUGUCGAACCAUAUUCAACAAGACUACAAGCUACUCUAACAUCAGAAACAGCGUGAUUCCAAGGAUGAAGAAGCCAUUAAUGAAGCAAUCAACAAGGGUAGAAUUGAGGGAGGCAGAUUUAGAUUUGGAAGGUCCUCGCAGGCCAUGUUCAUCAGGAACAGCAAGCGGGUCUGUUUCAGUGCCUGAACCAGCACCGUGCGUUUAUGAGGUGAACCCUCUAACAAAUUUCAAACCAGAGUUUGCAAGACGUUAUCGGAGAUGUAGAGAAGUGAGAGAAAGCCAGUGUUUCAAAAGGAUAGAGAAGAAGAUGAGUGGACUGAACAAAUCGAAUAAGAAGACGACUCUGCAAGCUGCAAAACCUGCUGUUCGAUAUCAACCAGGUUAA
Messenger RNA from Gossypium arboreum, 918 nucleotides. Its product is annotated as protein IWS1 homolog 1-like. The record is from RefSeq and is a predicted model, not a curated record. Gene Ontology annotation, biological process: brassinosteroid mediated signaling pathway; regulation of DNA-templated transcription elongation. The coding region runs from base 1 to 918 and encodes 305 amino acids. The transcript has 2 exons. NCBI's taxonomy places the organism in Eukaryota, Viridiplantae, Streptophyta, Magnoliopsida, Malvales, Malvaceae.